CAUAAAUGGAUUAAUUCACUCAUGAUCCAAUUGCCUCCUAAAGACUGUCAACACUGCUGCUUUAGGGGCCAGACUCUCAAUCCAUGAGCUUUUGGUGGACAGCUAAGAAGCAAAUCAUAAUAAGUGAUAAUACAUAUAACACAGUUGGCACACAGUGAGGUUAAAUCAUUGGAACUGAAGAGAUGGCAGUGUUUUUUUUUUUUUUUUUUUUAGCAGAAAAGGGGCCAUGUAGAGGGAUUUUAAUCUAGCAACAUGGCUACUCUGGUUAGAAUACAAACAGACCUGUAGUACUCACCUUCAAUCCUAAAUAAUGGAAGUAAAGUUAGUCUCUAGGAGGAAGCACCCAUGUUUGAAAGUGAUGUCUAAUUGAGUGGCAGACAAAAUAACAAAUCACAGAAAUAUUUGGCAGAAUAGGAUAUGCCCAACUCUCAGGAGAAGAGAGAAGAAAGGGAAGGUACGUGGGGGAGAGGUGUAGUGUGAGAGAGGAGGCGGUUUUACUGGGAGAGUUUUACAGAGACGGCUGAAGAGAGAACAGCUAGACACAGGGACACAGAGGAAGACAGACUGAGCCAGAGAAUGAGAGGAACAGAAGAUCAGAACAGACUGCUAGAGUUUGUUUGAGGUCAAGCAGAACAAUUCAGUCAGAAGCCAAGAGACAAGCAGCCAGAUUGCAUCCAUCGUCUUGGAGAGGAAUUUUAAGUUUAACUAGCCAGCCAGAGUUCAGAAAGAACAAGAAAGGGUGAGUUUAUUUAGCAGUAAGUCUCAGAGGCUGAAAACAUUCUAGGCCCAAAUAAGAUUCUAUGGCAACUAGAAGCUUCCAGAACUAGGCCUAGGUUAGCAGACUGUUAGCCUGGGAGACGACAAUUGUAUCAGGCAAAUAAAAGCUCAGAAGUUAAGAGCUCUUGCUGCUCUUGCAGUGGAUCCAGCACCCACUCUGGGAGAACACAGCUGCAUGUACUCCAGUUAUACGAUCCAAUGACUUCUUUUCCUUCCAGCGGUACUUGCACAUAUGUGGCAUGCAUUCAUACAUAUACACAUAAAAUAAAAAUACACAUAAAUAAAGGGAAAGCAUGAAAAGAAUGAGCUCAUUCUUUCUGUAAUCUCAACCAGAAUGACUAUCAGCUUUCUCAAACCAUGAAACCCUAGUAAAAUAUGCAUAAAUUUACUUAAGUUUUUCAGGUUUUCAUUUCCAGACCUAAUAGAGUUAGUUGGUGUCAGAUGAUGUAGAUUGUAUUUAUCUGUACAAACUUACAGUAUAUGGGUUGAUUAUUCAUCCCUCAAAUCCACGAAGACACAGAACCUCCUAAUGUGAACUUCCUUGGGAAAUCAGGGUACUUGCUGUUGUACUUAAUUUAAUAAGAUCACAUUGUAGUAGAGUAAGUUCUACAUCAAAUGCUUAGUAUUCUUACAAGAAGGUGAUAUAUAUAUAUGAGAGAAUAAGAGAUUACACUUGUUGUUUGAAGCCCAGAAACACCAAGAGCCACUAGGAUCUAGAAGAGACAAAAAAUAGAUCAUCCUGCAGACGCUGUAGAGGGAGAUUGGGUUUGUUUACUUCUUCAUCUCAGACCAGUGACCUCUAGAACUAUGGGAAAAUAAUUUCUUAUCUUCAGACACCCACUUUGAAGUGAUUUUAUGGCAUUCUUAGAAAGCUGGUGUAGAUAUUGGUAUCAUAUAUUGGACAUUGUUGCAAGAGAUGCCUGAAAAUGUGAAGUGGCUUUGGAAUUGGAGCUGAAUGAAAUACUUUUUAGAGUACAAUAGAAACAGCGUAGAUGUCCUUAAGAAAUAGUGUGUGGCAAUAGGGACAUCCAAGUCAAUCCUAUUAAUAUACCAUACAUAUACAGGUAAUCAUAGACACAGUUAGGUAAAUAUUUAAAUAUUUACCUUUUAUAACGAUUCAUGAAGAAAUGAAACCCAUUUGGAUGGACCCUGAAGGAAGGGUCAUCCUCCUUACAAAUGGUAGAAAAUGUGGUACAAUUUUUUUCUAUUGGCCAUAAAGAAGAAAGCUUUAUAAAGGUUAAAUACUAAGCUGGGAUUUUUUUUUUUUUUGGAACAAUGAAGAUGCAAAAUCUAUCAGCAUCUGAGAGUGCUUCUGGAAUUGUUCACCAAGUCUCUGUACCUUCAAACAGCUUCCUAGAUACUUAAGCCUGACCACAAGUACAAGCCAGAGACAAAGCCAGAGAACCAAGAAGUUUCUGCUUCUGGGUAUGAUGAAAACCAUGAUCAAAGCAAGUGAUCGAUUAAAGGGUUCAUUUGGCUUAUGCUUCCAGACCAUAGUAUAUCAAUGCAAGAAGAGAGGAAAUCAAACAGGGCAGGAAACAGGAAGCAAGAGCUGAUGCAAAGCCAUGAAGGAAUGCUAUACUGACUUGCUGCAUAUAACUUGCUUAGCCUACUUUCUUAUAGAAUCCAGGACUACCAGCUCAGUUGGCCCAAUCAUAUGGAGGCAUUUUCUCAAUUGAGACUUCCUUCUCCCUGAUGACUCUAGCUUGUGCCAAAGUGACACAACCAGCAUAACAACCUUUGAUAAGUCUUAUAACUUAGAAAAGUCCCUGAAUUAGAAUGUUUUCAAUAAGACAGGCAUCCCUAUAUUACAUACAGCUUGCUGCUACACUACAGGUAAUUAGCUACUAUCAGCUUCUGUUUCCAAAUCUCUUCUUAGCGCCAAACACAAAUCACAUCUGCAGUCCCAUUUCUAGAAGACUCUGAGACCCGUCAUACAGAUGAACAGGAUGGAGAUGAGUCUAAUUUCAGCAAAAAGGAAAGGUCUAAUUACACUGACAAAGAGAGGUCUUUGAUGUUGCAGCCUAUUCUCAAUUCUUCAGACAGCCUCCUUACCAAUCAAUAUUCUCAAUGCUCACACAUGUCUCUAAAAUUUCAACCUGUGGAUUCAAGGUCACUGGCUGUUGGCAUUUCUCAGUGAUUUCACUAGAGCAAUGAUUUUCAGAGGCUUGAAUAAGGUUACAGCUGUUGAGUUUGAUUUCCAAAGGACAUUUGGCAAAACAUGGCUACAUUUUUAGUUAUCACAGCUUGAAUGGAAGGUCAGCUGCUUGGGCAUGUAGUUGGGAGAAGGAAAAAGCUGGAUCAUCUUACAGACACAGGCCACCUUCUACACCACAUUAUCUAGCCCAAAGUAUCCAUAAUGCCUACACUGAGAAAUCCUAGUUUUGAGUAACAAAGAAGCUGUAUUUCUUGACACAAGUUUUGAGGCAUGAAUUUGUAACUCUGGACUUUUGCUCAUCACACAGACACACACACACACAGACACACACACACACACAUACAUACAUACAUACAUAUAUAAUAUUUAGAUACACAUUUAAUAUUUAUUAUAUUUAAAUAUAUAUAUUUGUUGUUGCAAAAAUAUAAAAAAUAAAAAAAAGUAAGGUUGUCUUUUACUCCCCUUAGGUCUGGCACUGCAGUGCCCCAAGAUAUCUGCUGGAUAUCUUAAUUCUCAGUCAGCAAAGCCUCUCACCCGCUUUGCUCCAUCCCAUAUCACACUGUCGAAGGCCUCUCUCUGAGCAAUCUCUCUACCUAUGUAGUUCCCAAGGCAGGUUUCCAUGCCAGAAACACACAUCCCAACUCCGUGGUGGCCCAGACCAGCCGCCCACACUCCAUUACACUUAAACCUACACAUGAAAGAACACACAACACAAUAACCUUUGACCCAAUUGAGAAGAUAUAAUUGCCCACCUAAACAUACAAAACCCAAUACACAUCCAUCCCUUAAAAACAUCCGUAAUAAACUGUGAAGGUACAGUGUGGAAUCUUAACGUCACCUGCCAUAUUGUCCUGCCACAGCUUCUCUCCCUCUCCCUCCUCUCUCCUCUUCCUUUCCAUUCCAGUCUCUUCCUCUUCCUUCAAACUUUUCUCCCACCCAUCCUUCCUUCUCGUCCAGUGACAGGCCUCUUUCUGUCUUGUGCCUGCCUCACCUGUGACAUCAUCCCACAUGUAUUGGCUGUUCUUGGAGCUGCUUUCCAGUUCAUCCCAGGCCAUUUAUUUUUUGCUCCAUCCUGAUGGUCUAUUAUAAGAAGUGCAGGUUUCCCCAUUGACUGUGAUCAACAGGCAUUUUAUUUUAAAUGAUCACAUGUAAUAAUUUAACUAGUUAUUUCUUACUACAAUGCCUUCAUUUUAUUGGCAAUAACAUUCUCCCUGUGUUUUGAGCCAAACCAUAUCAAAUAAAUCUUUCAAAGGAUGCAAUUUUAUUUCCUUUUUAUUACUCAAACAUAUAGUGUACCAAUCAGAUUUUUAGUUUCGACAUGCUCUUAGCCCUGGAAAUUUCUGGUUUUUAAAAAAAUAUCUCCCUUCACUCUUGACCCCCACCACAGUUUAGCUACAUACUUAACAUUUUUGCGUUUGAACAGAAAUAUCAAUUCCUCUAGAAUGCUUUUCCUUUGUGUUUCCUCCCCUCUUAGCGUGUGUAUUCUUUCUUUGGUUGUCCAGAGUAACAGUAAUUUACUUGAUUAUAUAUUCAGCUGUAUCUUAAACUGUGGCUGGGAAAAGACUAUAAUUAUUUUUCAUAAGGUACAUUCCCUAAAUUGCUGUAUAUGGUAUUUACUAAAUAUGUUGUAGUGAAGUAUCUUUGAAGAGUUAACUCCUCAUUGCAUUUAGUGAUUUGAUGUCUACAAAUUUCACUUACAAUUUUUCAAAACAUUUCAUUUUCCAUGUUAAACGUGCUGACAUUCAACAUAUAUUUGUGGAAUAAAUGAAUGAAUGUAAUCGAUUUCAUUCAAGCCCUUGUCUAAUAUAAGAGUAGCUCAAAAACUGUUAAGACUGCUGCAGAUAUUUUAAUAGCUUCUUUAGGAUAGGAUGUGGCAUCUGAAGUUGCUGAAUGACUGCCCCAUGGAGUGCAUAUUUCCCUCAUUUUUAAUGCACUUAAAAAUAAUCUUAAACAAUUUUUGUAACUUGAUACCGGGUACUGUUUUCUGCCGGUAUAGAUACACAGUCUGAGAAACUUACCAAACUGAACAUGGUGGCAUAUUCCUGUAAUCCUAGUACUUAAGAGGUUGUAACAGGAUAAUAUGACUUCACGAUUAGGCUGGACUACUAAUGGGCAAGACUGACCUUCAAAAAACAAAGGAAAUAAACUACAAUAUGCUUGUGAGAGGAAUUUUGCCAUAGUUGUGUUAUGUUUUUUUAGUUGUUUAUUUAUAUGGAUGUCUUCCAAUCAGAAAGUGGUUGGUUACUCCUAUAUCCUUUGUGCCACUGUUGCACCAGCAUAUCUUGGAGGCAGGUUGCUUUUGUUUGUGGUUGGGUGCUAUUGAUAAUCACCUUUCUCCUCCUCUGGUAGUGUGCAGAGCACCUUAACAGUAGCCAUUAGGGGUGCAGCUUCUAAUUGAGUACUAGCUUAAUGUGUCUAUGUUCAAUAACAGUAAAAUGUGUCUUCAGCAAUAGGAACUUACUGUCAGGUUGUAGAGAGCAAGUGAUCGUUUGUGCUGUUUGAAAGGUUGUAUGGAAGCCAGCCAGUGACUCAACAGGAGGUAACCCAUUCUCAGCACUGCAGUUUUUACUUGGUGAGAUAAGAUAUCUAGUUGAGGCAUUGUCUCCCCCAUACAUCAAUUAAUGGAUUAACUUGUGCAAAUUGAAUUCUUCAAACACUAAUUCAACUCUGAUGUAACUUUUACAUAUAAUGAGCAUGCUAACACAUAGCUCUCUCUUGAGAGAGGACUAAAUGUGAGUGGCCAUACUGGGAACACAGAUUUGGAUCCUUCUAAAUGCUAUGUUCAAUGAGGUAGUAAUCUCAUCAACUUUUUAUUGUAAUAGAAGAAAGUCACUUUUCAAUCAACACUUUUCAACUACUCUGGUGGAUGUAUCAGGUAGGUGGGUUAUGGCAAGAUGGACAGAACUCUGUUAUAAGCCUCGGAUUCUCACUGACAACACUCUUAUCCCUUUGACUGGUGCAAUACGAGGGUUUUGUUAAGUUAGCUCAUUCCAAAAGAUUUUCAACUGCUAGUCACACAAUGUUAGAUCUGACACAGAGGUGGCCAAAGAAUAACUAUUUAGUAGGCAAAACAUAGACAGGAUAAUUUGCAAUUAAGGUCUAGAUUGAUAAUAUUCCAGCUUCUCCACAUCACUGCAGUUUUAACCAAUCAGCUUUAGCACACACAGCUUCAUUCUAGGAAUUGGCAUUCAGAGCUUAGGGUAGCAUUUAGCACGCAUAGGGGAGCACAUCUAAUCUAUUCCAUAUCAUAAUGGUCCUUGUAGUUUAGGAGGCUUAUGCAUAGGAUUUAACAGAUUAGGCAGAGUUUUAGUCAGAACAACUUGUCUUCAGGACAGAGGAAUAGCUUGUCCAUCAAGAAACAAACUCCCAGGUCAUGUAAAAGAAAUUAGUCAUUAUGAUUAGAAUCUUACUUAAUAAAAACUCGGGCUGGAGAGAUAUCUCAGUGGCUAAUAGCACUGGCUGCUCUUCCAGAGGAUCCAGCACCCUUAUGGUAGCUCACAACUGUCUGUAACUCCAGUUCCAGAAGUUCUGACAUCCUCACACAGACGUACAAGCACAUCAAACACCCUAACCAUAAAACUUAAUAAUAAUAAUAAUAAUAAUAAUAAUAAUAAUAAUAAUAACUUCUUUUUGUAUGUGACAUAACAUUCUCAUUUACAAACCUUUGCCAGUAAACACAUUUUUGGACAUUUCUACUUAAGGAAAAGCAAUUCACUGAAGCAGUAGGUGGUGGGAGGGUAUAGAUACCAGUUAUGGUUUUUAAUAGUUCUUUAAGAUUCCAAAGAUAAACCAAAAUCAAUAAUUGAUCUUACGUAACUGGAAGGUGAUGGGGAAUGGUUUCAGGGAGGUCUAUGUUUCCCUAGGCUAUGGGCAGAGCUUCCCAGGCUGCCAGAGAGCCCUCUGAUCCUUCUUAAAGUUACUGAGUUCCAGUCAACCUUACUCGGUUGGUUUCGGCUUUCUCCGGCGAGGGACCGAGUCUGCGCACGCGCACUCAGCUUCUGCUGCUAGCGGCUGGUUUCGUCUACAGUUUUUACUUCCUUCUUGGCAGAGCUGUAUCCGGGUCGUUCUUCUCCCUAUUGUCUCUGACAGUCGGCCCUCGACUGGAAAUUCUGGGUCUUUUUUGUUGCUUCUGGUGCAGGCUAAUAAAAGUUUUCUUUUUAUUUCCACUUUUUACCGGGGCACUUCCUCUCGCAGGGCGGCCGGUUCGGGCCUGGCGCCCCUGGCCAGGGAGCGCAGGGGAAGUGGCGCCGGGCGGGCGUGGGGCGGGGGGAGGGACGGUAGCCCGCCCCUGGGGUCGCCCCAGCUCGGUCGGCGCACCGCCCUGCCUAAAUAGCUGCUCUCCGAUUUGUCUCCUUGGCCCUCUGCGCGUCCCUGGUACCUUGCCUCCCGCAUCCUUCCCUAGGUCUCCAAACGACCACCUCACGGAUUCCUUAUGGAUCGCAGCUCCAAGAGGAGGCAGGUGAAGCCUUUGGCCGCUUCUCUCCUGGAAGCUCUUGAUUAUGAUAGUUCAGAUGACAGUGAUUUUAAAGUUGGAGAUGCUUCAGAUUCUGAAGGGAGUGGUAAUGGAAGUGAAGACCCUUCAAAGGACAGUGGAGAAGGUUCCUGUAGUGAUUCUGAGGAAAACAUUUUAGAAGAAGAACUGAAUGAAGAUAUUAAAGUAAAAGAAGAACAGCUUAGAAAUUCUACAGAGGAAAUAAUGUCAUCAGACAAACAGUUAAUUAAAAUGGAAAAGAAGGAAGAAGAAGAAAACGGAGAAAGACCUAGAAAGAGAAAGGAGAAAGAGAAGGAGAAAGAAAAGGAAAGAGAGAAGGACAAAGAAAAAGCAACAGUAUCUGAUAGUGCUGCUGCUUCUGCUGCUGGCACCACACCAGCCACAAGCCCUCCUGCUGUUACCUCCCCUGCUGUCCCCACCACCACCACUUCAUCGGAGGAACAAGUCAGUGAGCCCAAGAAAUGGAAUCUUCGUCGAAACCGGCCCCUCUUGGACUUUGUAUCCAUGGAAGAGCUGAAUGAUAUGGAUGAUUAUGACAGUGAGGAUGACAAUGACUGGAGACCUACUGUAGUAAAGAGAAAGGGGAGAUCGGCAUCUCAGAAGGAGGGCAGUGAUGGAGACAAUGAGGAUGAUGACGAUGAGGGAAGUGGGAGUGAGGAAGAUGAGAAUGAUGAGGGCAAUGAUGAAGACCAUAGCAGCCCUGCUAGUGAAGCAGGUGGCAAGAAGAAGAAGAGUAAAGUUCUUAGCAGAAACAGUGCUGAUGAUGAGGAACUGACCAAUGAUAGCCUGACCCUAUCUCAAAGCAAGAGUAAUGAGGACUCGCUGAUUCUUGAGAAGAGUCAAAACUGGAGUUCCCAAAAAAUGGACCACAUUCUGAUUUGCUGUGUUUGUCUUGGAGAUAAUAGUGAAGAUGCAGACGAAAUUAUUCAGUGUGACAAUUGUGGCAUUACAGUUCAUGAAGGUUGUUAUGGAGUAGAUGGGGAAAGUGACUCUAUUAUGAGUUCGGCUUCUGAAAACUCCACUGAGCCUUGGUUUUGUGAUGCCUGUAAAUGUGGUGUGUCUCCGAGCUGUGAACUGUGUCCUAAUCAGGAUGGGAUUUUCAAGGAGACCGAUGCUGGAAGAUGGGUUCACAUUGUUUGUGCCCUAUAUGUUCCUGGAGUAGCCUUUGGAGAUAUUGAUAAAUUACGACCAGUAACAUUAACAGAAAUGAACUAUUCUAAAUAUGGUGCCAAGGAGUGUAGCUUUUGUGAAGACCCUCGCUUUGCUAGAACUGGAGUUUGCAUUAGCUGUGAUGCAGGCAUGUGUAGAGCCUAUUUUCAUGUUACCUGUGCCCAGAAGGAAGGCCUGCUUUCAGAGGCAGCAGCAGAAGAGGAUAUAGCAGAUCCAUUCUUUGCUUAUUGUAAGCAGCAUGCAGACAGGUUAGACAGAAAAUGGAAAAGAAAAAACUACUUGGCUCUACAGUCCUAUUGUAAAAUGUCUCUGCAAGAGAGAGAAAAACAGCUGUCUCCUGAAGCACAGGCAAGGAUCAAUGCCCGACUACAGCAGUAUCGUGCCAAGGCAGAGCUGGCUCGAUCUACCAGACCACAAGCCUGGGUUCCAAGGGAAAAGCUACCCAGGCCACUCACAAGUAGUGCUUCGGCCAUUCGUAAGCUUAUGCGCAAAGCAGAACUGAUGGGAAUCAGUACGGAUAUCUUUCCAGUGGACAACUCAGAUACUAGUUCUAGUGUGGAUGGAAGGCGGAAACAUAAGCAGCCAGCUCUUACUGCUGAUUUUGUGAAUUACUAUUUUGAGAGAAAUAUGCGCAUGAUUCAAAUUCAGGAAAAUAUGGCUGAACAAAAGAAUAUAAAGGAUAAAUUAGAGAAUGAGCAAGAAAAGCUUCAUGUAGAAUAUAAUAAGCUCUGUGAAUCGUUAGAGGAACUGCAAAAUCUUAAUGGGAAACUUCGAAGUGAAGGACAAGGAAUAUGGGCCUUACUUGGCCGAAUUACAGGGCAGAAGCUGAAUGUACCGGCAAUCUUACGAGCACCUAAGGAAAGAAAACCAAGUAAAAAAGAAGGAGGCACACAAAAGACAUCCUCUCUUCCUACAGUGCUUUAUAGUUGUGGAAUUUGUAAGAAGAACCAUGAUCAGCAUCUUCUUUUACUGUGUGACACCUGUAAACUGCAUUAUCAUCUUGGCUGCCUUGAUCCUCCUCUUACAAGAAUGCCGAGAAAGACGAAAAACAGUUAUUGGCAGUGCUCAGAGUGUGACCAGGCAGGGAGCAGUGACAUGGAGGCCGAGAUGGCCAUGGAAACCUUGCCAGAUGGAACCAAACGAUCAAGGAGACAGAUUAAGGAGCCAGUGAAGUUUGUGCCACAGGAUGUACCACCAGAACCCAAGAAGAUUCCAAUAAGAAACACGAGAACCAGAGGACGAAAGAGAAGCUUUGUUCCUGAGGAAGAAAAACAUGAGGAAAGAGUUCCUAGGGAAAGAAGGCAGAGGCAGUCUGUGCUGCAGAAGAAGCCCAAGGCUGAAGACUUAAGAACUGAAUGUUCAACUUGCAAAGGAACUGGAGAGAAUGAGAAUCUCGUCAGAUACCCUUCAUGAGACCCAACUCUGCCACAGCUCAUCCUCGGAGGCAAUCCCGGAAACCUCUUUUAUAAGUGUGAUUUUAAAAAUGCGGAUAAAACUCUCAAUAGAGCAUAUAAACUAAAGGAGACCAGCUGUCUUGUCCUUCCCAUAAGCUUAUCACUGCAAAAGUGCUUUUGCUUGUCAAGUUUGCAUAGAAUGUAAUUGAUUGGUUUAUUAUAUGGGUAGACAAGGCAGUUAAUUUGCCUGUGUGGAUUUUUCCCUUUUUCUAUUUUUCUUCUCUCUCUCUUUUUCCCUUCCUCCUUCCCCCUUUCAAUAUUCAGAAACACUUGGUGUAUGCAUUAUUAAAAACAAGAGUGAGUAAUGUCUUGUCAGAAUUAUUUUAGUGGGUAAAUGUCUUUCCUCUUGUUUCUUUGGCAAAAGACGAUACAGUAUUUGGACUGAAAACUACAGGGAGCAGUAGGACUUUACCUGCUCUGUGCUCCCCUGUUACUGAAUGAAUAUCUCUCUGUUAUUUGUAAAAAGGAGAAUGCUUUCCACUGAUCUGUAAGUCUGUACCACCUCAUUUGCUACAUGUAUUCACACACAAGAGCAGCUCUAGGCUCAUAUUUAAUGCUAUUUCUAUCUGUAUAUUCCGCAAAAGGGAAAGACUGGUGAAGACUACAACUCUGAGUCCUGUGGAAGCACUUGAUAUAAGCACGGACAUUUUAUAACUAGAAUUUAAAGUCAAGAAUGAACAUAGUAUCUGUACUAGUGUUUAGGUAACUUCUCAGAAAUACCCAACUCUAUUCCUUAUUGUUUUAUUUACUAUGAACUUGCUGUGUUCCAUUUAAUUUUACUUUUGAACUCAAAUGUGAAGCUGUGAAAUGCGGGACACACAGAGCUUGUUGAGUGUGCCGCCCGCCCGCUGAAAGAUCUUCACCAGCCCUGUGUCUUCCCAGAGGCUCAGAGCUUACCUUUGAUCCUCACGCUUUACCGAUCCAGUUUUAAGUCAACGGCAGAAAUACUUUGAAUAUUGCACCACUUAAUCUUGAACUGAUUUAGAAGAGACUGAUGAAAUUGGAAUGCACAUAUCCAUGUAAAUUGUCAAAUUGUCUCUUGAAAUUCCAUUGUUUAUCAUAUGGCUUUGGACCUUUUCAGGUAUAAGGGCAUUUGGAAUAGUUUAAACUUUAGGAUUAGAAUAGAGAAUGCCUUAGAUAGUAAAUGCAAGUGUAAUUGUAAAGCCGGUGUUUCUAGUGAUCUAGUAGUUAUAGGAACCAUAUGAUUGGAUAAAAUGUUUAGUAAAAUUAAAUAUGUAUGAAAUAAUGUAUAAGGAUACUAGUAAUUUAUUGAAUUUAUUGCACUGAAAAAAUACUCAUAAUCCUUAGGAAAAGCAGUAUGCUUUCUCUGAGUCUUAAGAGAGAAACAGUUGAUAUUACUUAAUUUAUGGAAAAGAUGGGAAACUCCAGCAAAAUUAAGAAAAACUGACAGUGGAUGCUUACCAUUUUUCAAAUGAACUAUACUGUAGUCCAGUUGUCUUUAGCAUAAGGUAAGAAAACAUUAAUGGAUAUUUUCUUAAUUUAUGGUUUCUUGUUCUCUCUGAUGGGUUUUUGUUUUGGUUCUGAGAAAUCAUAGGUAGCAUAGCUGUACUCGCAGUGUUGACUCAAAACUCUUCACAGUGGUUAUGACUGGGACAGUGUAAUUGUCAUUCUUCAUUCAGUCUUUAGUGCUAGUAAAAGACCCAUGUUACAUGUUUGUCACAUGUUACAGGUAUAAACUUCACAGUUCCUACAUGAUAUAGUCUUUAAAGUCACACUCAGAACAGCCUUUCUUUAAUAAUCUCCUAAAUGAAGUACAAAAUUAACUUUUGUCUAUUAUUGGUCUUUUACUGUUCAAAGGGAAAAUUAAUGUUUAUCUGAGAAAACAUUUCUAAGUAAUUAAUAUCUCAUAAAUAUAUGUAAGAGAAUGACAGCCCAGGUAUUUGACAUUUAUUUGGUGCAGGAUAGGAAGCAGGAGAAAUACUAAAAUGUCAGGAAAGGGAUGAUAUUUUAAGGGAGAGUGCUUAAUUGGUGAGGUGCCAUAUUAGCAUCAGUGCCUACCCACGUGAAAGGCUGGCUUAUAAUCCUACUGAGGCAAAACAAAGACCAAAGGAUCUCUGUGAUUGACUGAUCAGCCACCCUACAGAUUUGGCAAAUAGGCCAAUGACAGACCCUAUGUCAAAAAAUGUAGUGGAGGGUUUCUAAAGCCGUGUGGCAGACCAACACAUGCGUACGCAUGCACGCAUGCAUGCACGCACACACAUGCUAUUACCUCUCCUAAAACAUAAUUACCUCCCCAACACUUACAUAAUAUUGGGAGGGAGAUUAAAUGCCUCUGAAAUUCAAAAUGGCUGAUAGAGUAGUAAUAGAUCAGAGUCACAAGAAGAAUUUUUUGAGACUCAGUUGGGCUCAUCUUAUUCUCCAGCUCCACCAAAUGUACUCUCAUACCUUUCUGGAGUUUCUAAUUGUGGGUCUAUGAUGAAACUCAAAAUCUGAGUUUGUAACAGGUUUCAAAUAAUGUUAAUUUAGCUGGUCAAAGACAUUACUUUGAGAAGAAUUCAUAUACAGUUAUUUGUUUAAAAUAAUCUGAUUUAUUCAGUGCUGAUUAAUGAGUGUUGGUUUAAUGCCUUUUAGGGGCCCUUUGUAUAAAGAGGUUUGUAGAAAAGUAGUAUCUUCUGAAACACAUAACAUACAACUUUCUUAAUUGAAAAGACUUUAAAUUAAACAUUUAUUUCACUGAAGAAAAACAUUGCUUGUCCAAAAUGUCAUAAUUCUUUCAUUAAAAAUAGUUAUGAAUGAUAUAAAAACAAUAUUUAGCCUUAGCUUGUAUCGAAUUUAAUUUAGAUAUUUAUGCAUCAGUUAUGUAUCACCACAUCUUGUGUUUCUUAUAUUUUUGGUUGUGAGCCUAGCCUUUAACGGCUGAGCCAUCUCUCCAGCCCACAUCUUGUGUUUCUUGAAUGUGUAUCUGAAACCAUAUGUGGCAUAAAAAUAGAUUUCUGAAAAAUAAUGUUCACAUUUGUUAAGUUACUUUCCCAUUUAGGCAAUAGUGAAAUACUUUUUUAAGCACUCAGAUUUACAAACUUUAAACACAUACAUGCACAUACAAACACAUACAAAACCCCUCGUAAGUAUGUUUUACUUCACGCACAAUAUGGAAAUAUGUCACCAAAAUCUGUUUUGAUUCAGAAGGAAUCUGCAGCAGAUUAUUAGAAUAUUAACAUUUUCUGAAACAUUUUCCGUUUUCUGAAAUUAUUUUUGACUAUUGAAACUUGUUUAAGAGACUUCCUCAAAACACGUACAGACAUGACAAAACAUAUGAAGGCAGAAUUUAUCUAUAUCUGCCUGAGUCACCACUUUGUAAAUUUAUAUAUUUAUAAGGAAUGUGAACGGAGUUGGGAUUUAUAAGAGGUUCUUUAUAGGAGAAAAAUGUAGGUUUCUUUCCUGUAGCGAUCACUGCAAGGUGCUCUGUAAGCCUGUCAGUAAGAUUGACUGCUGUUCAGGUACAUAGGAUGUAAUGAAAUUGAAUGUUCAUGCUGGGCUUGGUAAAUAGAAUGAGGUUGACCUCCUAGCCAUUAUCUCAUUUAUCUGAUUUACAUUGUGAAAUCAAGAUCUACACUAUUGAUUGGAGUAUAAUUAGUUAAUUGUGAACAGGAAAAUACAAAGUUACAUGGAGCUUGAACACAGCAGGUUGUAGUGCUAAAAACGUUCCAAGGGCAUGAGCAGAUGGAGAUCAGUUUAUUAGAGAAUAAAGCAGACGUGUUUCAGGUAUGGAAAUGUCUAAUCAUUCUCUCAAGCUGUGACGAGAUAUUUGACCUUAUUGUGUAUUGCCUUGUUUGAUGUUCUGGGUUUUGUUGGUUUUUUUGUUUUGUUUUGUUUUCUUAUUUCACUUUUGAAGUUGCAACCUGGCUGUUGCAGGUGUAGAUAAUGAGUUGAUGCCACUCUUUAGGCGGGCUUGGAUUUGGCUUUUCCCAAAUCGUGUUUCACUUUAUCAGUAUUCACCUGUAAUACUGAUUUUAGACUCCCACCACCCACUCAUUCACUGUUGUCUGUGAGAGAAAUACUCAGUAGAAUUAACGAAAUAGCUUUCUGUGCUCCACCUUGCUCUGAUAUCUGUGAUAUAUGACUUAAAACGAGUUUCUAAUUAAUUUGUAUAGGAAAUGUUUAUGUAAGUGGUGACUUGCACUAAAAUUGCUACAUUUUACAAAAAUUAACAUAUUUUACUUAUAGGUAUUAUACCAUUAACAGUUCAUAUCGUUUAAAAAAUGUUAAGGGCCUCAGUAUAUAUUCCACUUGUUUAGAAUGUACAUUAAAUUGAAAUGACUGGUCAGUGUUCACUGUAAUAACUUAUGACAGUUAGUUGCUGCAAUUGUAUUUAAAUGGCUAGCUAGUAAGGUUUUAUUUAAGCAGUGUUAUUAGUCAAGACUAAUCGAAGAGGAAGUCAGAAGAUCCAGCCAAUCAGUUCUCUAGAUGCUCAUGUUUCUAAAUGAAAACUGCAGUGUUCUGUAGUUUCAGACACAGCUACUUUACUCAGCAUUGUUUAGGGAAUACUCACUAUUGUGCUCCAUUAAGGUAAUAGAAUACCUACAGUUAUCAACACCAAUGUAACCGUAAAACAGCACACCCCUUUUAAAGUCUGAGCCUCAGAUUCUGGUUAUUUUUAAAGGCCAAUUUGUCAUGUGGCCAUAAACUGUUUGCUUAGGAGGUGCACUCACUUAUAUCAUAUUAUAUCAUAUUAUUUACUUGGCAGCUAGGUUUCUUUUAAAGGAAUUACUUAGUGUAUGCCACAAAUAACCUUAUUGUUGUUGGAAAUUAAGAAAGCUAAAGAAACCCUUUAGAGCAAUGGUUCUCAGUCUUCCUAAGGUUGUGACCCUUUCAUACACUUUAGCUCAUUGCAGUAAGAACCAAUCAAAAUUAUUUUUGUCGGUCUUUCGUAACUUUAAUUUUGUUACAGUUAUGAAUUAUAAUGUAAAUAUGUAUGUUUUCUGUGGUCUUAGGCAAAUCCUAUAAAAGGAUCAUUCAAUCCUCCAAAGGGGUCACAGACCCCCAAGUUGAGAACCAUUGUUCCAGCACCUUGACUAGUUUGCCUUUAGGCAUAGAGAAAAUAUUGAGUCAGAUAUAUUUGCUUAUUUCCACUUUGUCAGCAGUCACUCAAUACCUAGGUUAUUGCUUGUGUGGAUCAUAGCACAUAGGAAGAUCAAUCAUCUUCUCUUCUUCUCUAGUGUGCUGUAACACUAAGUAAGUAUUUUAAUAAAAAUAGAGCUGUGCUUAUUUAGUCUCUACAUUUUCCUAAAUCAACUUACAGAAUAUCGUAGAGAACUUCUCUGUCAUUUGUGUUUGUAUCAAAUCUUAAUGUAGAAUGUAGGAAGUUGUACUUAAUCGGUACUUGAUUGGUCAGAUUGUGUUUUACACUAGAAAUGGGCUUUGUUUCGUUUCACUAAACUAUAAAUUUUAGGAUUCCCUGUAGUCUAAUGUGAACAAUAUUUACUAAAUACUUUAAAUAUACUUCUUUAAUCAUCUCAUUUAGUUUUUAUUUAAAGACACGCUCUUCAUAUGCUAAAUUUAUAUUUUGUUUAUGAUUAAGGUUCGUCCUUUUUAUUAUAAUGUGCUACUGGUACAAUAAUGCUUUUCUUAUAUCAACAUUUGUUUUGUUUAAUAAAGUAUAUUGUGUUACAUCACA
Rattus norvegicus (Norway rat) is the source of this 15686-nucleotide messenger RNA. RefSeq names its product PHD finger protein 14 (gene Phf14). Gene Ontology annotation, biological process: germinal center B cell differentiation. NCBI's taxonomy places the organism in Eukaryota, Metazoa, Chordata, Mammalia, Rodentia, Muridae. Gene Ontology annotation, cellular component: chromosome; cytoplasm; nucleus. The record is from RefSeq and is a predicted model, not a curated record.